AUGGCCGACCGAGGAUAUUCCACCCUGACCAAGCUCGGCUUGGGCGCCCUGACCUUCAACUCGGCGCUCGCCAUCUACAACUCCUGGGGUGACGCCGGCUCCGUGGCGUUCGUGCUCGGCGCGGACGCAGCGCUCGUGCUGCUCUUCCUCUGCCUCCGUGAGUUUGAGCGGGGCGGCGGCCGGGGCAGGGAUGCCAAGGUGAAAGCCGCGGUGUGGGCGCUCACCACGCUGCUCACGCGGAUCAGUUUGCGGUGUCGAAGAGACCGAUCCAGGCGGUGUGGCCGCAGACUCAGCCGCAGAUGA
This is a messenger RNA of Miscanthus lutarioriparius, 303 nucleotides long. NCBI's taxonomy places the organism in Eukaryota, Viridiplantae, Streptophyta, Magnoliopsida, Poales, Poaceae. The record is from the annotation of a GenBank genome assembly.